Cyprinodon tularosa is the source of this 828-nucleotide messenger RNA. RefSeq names its product heat shock protein 30-like. Bases 77 to 691 code for a protein of 204 amino acids. The transcript has a single exon. The record is from RefSeq and is a predicted model, not a curated record. NCBI's taxonomy places the organism in Eukaryota, Metazoa, Chordata, Actinopteri, Cyprinodontiformes, Cyprinodontidae. Gene Ontology annotation, biological process: response to heat; protein refolding. Gene Ontology annotation, molecular function: protein folding chaperone.
AGCAACACAGGAGAGAAGAGAAACCUGAAAGGAAGUUCAUCUCAAGACAAGAAGCCUCAAAGCAAACAGGAGAAAAAUGCUGUGCUCUCAUGGAUUCCCAUCUGCCCUCAGUCCUUUCAUGGACUUCUCCUGGCCUGUACGCAGUCUGUGGCCAGAGGUCAGACCUCUGCUCUACCAGCAGCAUCUCCUGCAACCAAACCUCCAGGAUCUGCGCAGCAGUCUGCAGCUGAUGGACACACUUCAACACCAGAUCCUGGAGGACACAGAGCCUUUCAGGAGCAGCGUGGCUCUGCAGCCAGUCUCCUACCAGCUGGACAAAGAGGGAGAGCACUUUGGCCUCACCCUGGAUACUCAAGGCUUUUCUCCAGAAGAGCUGUCAGUCAGGCAGGUGGGCAGGAAGCUGAGAGUCAGUGGGAAGACAGAGAAGAAAGAAGAAAAUGGGAAAGGCUCCUACUCUUACAGACUGCAGGAGUUCAGACAGGAGUUUGAUCUGCCUGAAGGGGUGAAUCCUGAGAACGUCAACUGCUACCUUUCUCCAGAUGGAAAGCUCCACAUCCAGGCAGCCAAAGUUCCUUGUGUGGAGCCAGCUGAGAGAGAGCUGACUAUCAAGAGGAGCUCAGAGGAGGAAACACAGCAGAGUGUGUGUUCACCAGCAGAAGACAGCCAAUCAGAGACAGACAACAGAUCAUAGAACAAACCAGCAAACAAGGACUGACAAACAUGCUGAUGUGCCAAUAGGAUGGUUAUUCAUUUAUUUCUGUACUGAUGGCCUUAUGUGGUUAACUGAUAUUUUUCACUGUAUUGUAUGUUGUAACAGAAUCAUUUAUA